Gavia stellata (red-throated loon) is the source of this 968-nucleotide messenger RNA. RefSeq names its product peroxisomal biogenesis factor 19 (gene PEX19). The transcript has 8 exons. Gene Ontology annotation, biological process: protein import into peroxisome membrane. Bases 1 to 849 code for a protein of 282 amino acids. The record is from RefSeq and is a predicted model, not a curated record. NCBI's taxonomy places the organism in Eukaryota, Metazoa, Chordata, Aves, Gaviiformes, Gaviidae. Gene Ontology annotation, cellular component: peroxisomal membrane; peroxisome.
AUGGCGGCGGAGCCGGGCCCGGGCCCCGACCCGGAGCUGGAGGAGCUGCUCGACAGUGCCCUGGACGACUUCGAGAAGGCCAGGCCCGCCGCGCCCCCGCCGCCACCGCCCCCCCCCGGGGCGCAGCCCUCGCCCAGCGCCGCCGCCAAGGCCUCCCUCUUCGCCUCGCAGGAGAGGUUCUUCCAGGAGCUGUUUGAGGGGGAGCUGGCCUCGCAGGCGGCGGCCGAGUUCGAGCAGGCCAUGCAGGAGCUGGCCCGGGAGGAGCCGCACUUGGUGGAGCAGUUCCAGAAGCUGUCGGAGGCGGCGGGCAGAGUGGGCAGUGACGCGGCGUCGCAGCAGGAGUUCACCUCCUGCCUGAAGGAGACGCUGAGCGGCCUGGCCAGGAAUGCCACCGACCUGCAGAGCUCCUCGGCCUCGGAGGAGGAGCUGGCGAAGGCCUUGGAAGGGCUGGGGCUGGAGGAAGGGGACGGCGAGGGCAGCGUCCUGCCCGUCAUGCGGAGCAUCAUGCAGAGCCUGCUCUCCAAGGACGUGCUCUACCCCUCGCUCAAGGAGAUCACCGAGAAGUACCCCGAGUGGCUGCGGCAGCACGGCGAGGCGCUGCCGGCCGAGCAGUACGAGCGGUACCGGGCGCAGCACGGCGUGAUGGGCCGCAUCUGCCGGCAGCUGGAGGACGAGCGGCCGGGCGAGGGCGAGGAGGAGCGGCGGGCGCGCUUCGAGACCCUCCUCGACCUCAUGCAGCAGCUGCAGGACCUGGGGCAUCCGCCCAAGGAGCUGGCCGGGGAGUCGCCCCCCGGCCUCAACCUGGAGCUGCCGGGAGCGGCGGGCGGCGAGCAGUGCCGCCUCAUGUAGUGCCGGUGGCGGGACUGGGGCGCCCGUGGCCCCCCCGGUGCUGCACUGCCAAGGACGGCCCCCGCCUCGUUACCGACUAAUUAGGACUCUGCUGAGGACGAGGAGGAGAAGGCCGAGCG